Messenger RNA from Chanos chanos (milkfish), 2439 nucleotides. Its product is annotated as soluble guanylate cyclase 88E-like. The record is from RefSeq and is a predicted model, not a curated record. Gene Ontology annotation, cellular component: guanylate cyclase complex, soluble. Gene Ontology annotation, biological process: cGMP biosynthetic process; nitric oxide-cGMP-mediated signaling; response to oxygen levels. NCBI's taxonomy places the organism in Eukaryota, Metazoa, Chordata, Actinopteri, Gonorynchiformes, Chanidae. The transcript has 16 exons. Gene Ontology annotation, molecular function: guanylate cyclase activity; heme binding. The coding region runs from base 1 to 2439 and encodes 812 amino acids.
AUGUAUGGACUAUAUUUGGAGGCGGUGAAUGAUUACAUUAACGAGUCCUAUGGAGAGGACGUGUGGAGACUGAUCGAGGCUCGGGCCGAGAUCCCCCACCUCAAGUUUGUCCGUCACCAGAUGUACAAUGACAAUUUAAUCCUUCGUUUGGCAAAAGCAGCCGGAGAGGUUCUGGGAAAGACUCACGAUGAGCUCAUGUAUGCCUUUGGAGUUUAUAUGGUCAAAAGGAUAGGAAACUAUGGUUACGAGCGGAUUUUGAAGGUGUUGGGACGCAAUGUACGUGACUUCAUCAACGAGCUGGACAACUUGCACGAAUAUUUCCGAUUCUCCUUCCCCAAAGUCCAGCCGCCCAGUUUCUGUGUGGAGGAGGAAUGUGAGACCAGUCUUACCCUUCACUACCGCAGCACCCGCAAGGGUUUCACUCAGUUCGUCAAAGGACAGCUUUCUCAAGUGGGCCGACAGUUCUACAACACGGACAUUGAAGUGGAAAUUCUGUCAAAGGAGGAGACCGAGAAAAUGACAUACGUGGUCUAUAAAAUGAACUUUGACAAUGCUGCUUUCAAGCAUCGGAUGCCCCAGCAGAAGACGGCUCCAGGCUACGAAAAACUGCCCAUGAAGAGAGGCAUCUUCUUUGACAUGUUCCCCUUCAGUGUCAUCUUCCGCAGGGACAUGACCAUGUAUCGCAUUGGAGACGGGCUAAAAGAGGUCUUCUCGGACCUGCAGGGCAAGAAGGUCAACGAAGAGUUCACCCUGGUUCGACCCAUGCUGGAAUUCAGCUGGGAUAAUAUCUACACCCACCUGAACAACGUGUUUGAGCUGCUCUCCAAAGCAGUGGUGGAAAGCAAACAGAAGGUAAACAUUCCUAAGUUGAGCAAGGAGGAACCGGAGGAGAAGGAAGAGAGUGAAAAACCCAAGAAGGAGGAGAGAGACCUGAAGGCGAUGGAGGACAUGAAGGGAACAGAUCAGGAGUACAGCAGUGCUUUGACUCAGUACAACAGUUCAGCUAACUCUGGCGGAGAAGACAUUGAGCUGCUGGCCUUCCAGACUGUGACUGGAAAGUGCAGUGAGACGAUAUUCGAGGAUAUGCGAGAACCUCCUAAGAAGCCUCUUCAUCUGAAGGGCCAGAUGAAGUAUGUCCCUCAGUGGGAUUCCCUCAUCUUCCUUGGCACGCCCAUUAUUGAGACAGUGGAAGAUAUGAUUAAAAUGGGAGUGUAUGUAAACGACUUGAACCUGCAUGACUCAAGCAGGGAACUCAUUCUGGCUGGAACACAGCAAUCGGCGGAGCUGCAGUUGGCUCUGGACCAGGAGCAACAGAAGUACGCCCAGCUCCAGGAGAUCAUUAAGAAGUUGGACGAGGAGAAGAAAAGGGGAGAUUCGCUGUUAUAUGCCAUGAUACCCAAAGCAGUGGCUGACCGACUGAGAAAAGGCAUCACUGCGCUGGAGACCUGUCAGGUGUUUCCAGAUGUGACCAUCUUGUUUAGCGACGUGGUGAAGUUUAAUGAGAUCUGUAUUCACAUAACACCUAUGCAGGUGGUCGACAUGCUGAAUGAAAUCUACAUUGUAUUCGACACUCUGAGUGAGAAACACAAUGUCUAUAAGGUGGAGACCAUAAGGGAUGCGUAUAUGGUGGUGGCAGGUGUGCCAAACAAAACCACGUUUCAUGCCCACCAUAUCUGUGACAUGGCUCUGGAUAUGCUAAGCUCCAUCGACCACCUGAAGGACCCCUCCACCGGAGACAACAUCCAAAUCCGUGUUGGUAUUCACUCAGGUAUGGUGGUAGCGGGCGUGGUUGGGCUGAAGAUGCCCAGGUACUGUCUUUUCGGGGACACAGUCAAUACUGCCUCUCGUAUGGAGAGUAACGGUGUGGGUAUGCAAAUCCACAUUAGCCAAACCACCAAGGACCACCUGGAACACGAGCCUUAUAUCAUUGAAGAGAGGGGUAAAAUAUUUGUAAAGGGUAAAGGGUAUAUGAAGACAUACUGGCUGAAGGGAAAAAAGGAUCUCUCAUUUAAAACCCCAGCAGAGCUGCGCUACAGCAGUGAACAAAAGGAUUCUGAAGACCGCAGCUCAAAUGGUUCCACUUGCACUAACACUAAACACUCAAACUCCAACCCCAACAUUCCGAAUGAGGAGCAGGCAGAAGGAAAACCGACCCCGACAGACCCUCCGCCAGACACGCUACCGCCUCUCGAAGGCACGACAGAUGCCACGACAAUCACCGUGGAGCCUCAAGACAAGGAGAAGGUCAAAAAGACUAAGAACAACAAAGGAGGAAAACCGGAGAAUGCUGCAGGCAACGCGCAGGAUAUGGCUCCAUCUAGUGGAAGCCAGGAGAAUGCAGCCCUGGCGUUCAACAACAAGAAACACAGUUUCAGAAAGCAGUACACUCGGUUACCUGCCAAUCUUCCCAUGCGUAGCACUGCCUGCAAUCUGCUGUGA